Messenger RNA from Sardina pilchardus (European sardine), 3690 nucleotides. RefSeq names its product shootin 3 (gene shtn3). Gene Ontology annotation, cellular component: cell leading edge; axonal growth cone; cytoplasm. Gene Ontology annotation, biological process: positive regulation of neuron migration; neuron projection morphogenesis. NCBI's taxonomy places the organism in Eukaryota, Metazoa, Chordata, Actinopteri, Clupeiformes, Clupeidae. The coding region runs from base 173 to 2158 and encodes 661 amino acids. The transcript is spliced from 17 exons. The record is from RefSeq and is a predicted model, not a curated record.
UGCUCGGGCCGGUAGCUUCAUUUGACAGAAAUAGAAAUAAUGACUAAAUAAGAUAUAAAUUAAGUAUUAGCAAGCAAUAAUAUUUAUUGUUUAAAAAAUACAUAGGCUACCCUCAUUCAUCACAUGCUCCGUUUUUAUAACGGGCCAUAGCUAUUGUGUGUUUGGUUGGGUGAUGCUUCCUUGUUCAUCUUCGUCGGUGGUAGAGAUGGAGGGCUGUGGAGACGGCGAGGUGGUGGUUCAGAAAGUGAAAACGGAGUGUUCACGAUUGACAGAAGAAAGAGAUGAAGCAGAAAGACAGUUGAAACACAUCAAGCGAGUUUCCCAGAUGGUGAUUGAGGAGGUGAGCGUUUUGCAGACUCAGCUGGAGAUAGAGAAAUCUUGCAGAGAGAAUGCAGAAGCCCUCGCUACGAAGCUGAACUGUGAGAACAGGAAACUGAAGUACCUGAGUCUGUCGUCUCGGCCCUGUCUGGAUGAGCUGCUGCCCAGUAUCUCCGACUGCAUCUCCCUGGAGGAAGAACCGGACCCUCAGGAGCCCAGCCCUGACCCCUACACCCAGUAUCAACAGCAGGUCAAAGAUCUCCAGGUGACCGUGAGCAGCCUUCUGGAGGAGAAGAAACAGCUGGCCUGUCAGCUCCAGGAGCACCAGAAGCAGAUCGAGGAGCUCAGCACACAGACUGAAAAGGAGCAAGCAGAGAUGAAGGAACUGUACAAAACAAUUGAACAGCAAAACAAGACCAUUAAGAGGUUUAACAGAGUGUCCAUGAUGGCAGCUCAUGAGUAUGAGGGCCUGAAGGAGCAGCUGGAUCUGGAGGAGAGUCUGCGACAGAAAGCUGAGACCUAUGCACACGAGAUGCUGGUGAAGCAGAAGGAGGCGAACCGCCAGAGCAUGAUCCUGAUGCAGCAGUCGGAGCCCAGCCUGCAGCUCCUCAAGGCCCUGGAGGACGUGGCCAACCUCACCAAGACUCUGGAGCAGGAGAGAGUGCAGCACCAGCAGAAGGUGAAGGCUCUCGAGGCAGAGUUUGAGGAGUGCGCCCUCCACAAGCAACUGGGCCAGAUGCAGAAGCAGCUGGAUCUGCUGGAGGAGGAGAAGAAGGAGACCGAGGUGCGACUACUGGAGGAAGAGAAGAAGAGAGUCACUCUAGAGAGCCGAGUGUGUGAGCUGCUGGAGGCUCAGAAAGGCCCCGCGGAUCCAGUGGAGGCGGCUGAAGCUGCAGCACCGUCUCCUGGGACGGCUCCUCCCCCCGCUCCUCCUCCUCAGCCCCCUCCACCUCCUCCUCCCCCACCUCCUCCUCCUCCGCCUCCUCCCCCCUCUCGCUGCAACCCCCUCAGCUCACUCAUUGCCAUCAUGAGGAAGUCCUCCAAGGGUGGGAAGGGCUCCCUGAAGACAGAGCCAGCGCCUGCGGACGCGGGUGCGGAUGAUGUGAAAGUGAAGGCGGUGAAUGAGAUGAUGGAGAGGAUCAAACAUGGCGUGGUGCUCAGGCCAGUGAAAGGACCGGACACAAAGAGAUUUGGAGUGAAGCCAGCACCUGCAGUGGAGGAGAAGCCACAGGAGAGCGCCAUGGAGGAGCUGAAAGGAAUCCUGGAGACGGUGAAGAAGAGCCCCAGUCGAGGGUUCCAGGAGCCGGUGCAGGUGAGCGCUAAGAAGGACAGCGAGCUGGAGGUGAUCCUGAGGAGGAGACGCAAGCAAGCCUGUGACCCUGCAGAUGAAAGAGACGGCCUGGAGAAAGGGUCCUCGUCCAGCUGCAUGAAUGGAGGCCACAGCUCCGACGCAGGCCCAGAGCCAGAGGCAGCAGGCAGCAGCCCUCAGCUGAGCGGGGAGCCGGGCGAGUCGGCCGCGGGCCCGGAGUCCACUCGUGGCGCGGCUGCGGCCAGACGCAGCUCGGAUAUCGGCACCGAGCUCAAGGGACUCAAACUGGCAGGGGGAGUCCGCCGAUCCAUGUCUGAGAAAGGGCCCUCAAACGCAGGCUACAAGGCCAAGUGUGUACGCGCUGGGAGAUGUGAGAAGCAGGCCGAGAGCGUGCAGGCCAACGGGAUCGGCCACCCCGCCUCGGGAGAGGACACGCACGCCACGCUGGCCUCCCCCGCCCCCGGCCCCGACGGCCACGCCGCAGCCAACGGGAGUGCGGCCGCCGCCUCCGCCGACGACGCCGAGUGCUAGUGUCCGCAGGCGGGCCGCCACCGCCGCCGCACUGCGCUCACCGCACAGUCUCCCGUUUGACUUUGUAUUCUCUGGUUUGUUUUUGAGUUUCUGAGACACAGUUUGGAAAGCUUUAGUUAUUUCAAUGUACAUUUUAUGCAAAAAAACUGACUGCUGGUGUGAGUUGUCCUCUAAAGGCAUCCACUGCAAAUGGUCAUCGCAACAAUACCAAUUGGCCAACUGGAGUGAGGAAGUGAGAGUGUACUUUGGCGGUGGCUUUGUUAAGCAGCUGUUAUCCCUUGAAGGUGAAGACUUUUGUAUAUCAACUUGGAUGGAGCAAUGUGAUUAUUAUAAAUGCUGAAUCUAAUUAUGCAUCUAAUCUAAUUUCAGUCGACAUGUAUACUGGCUCCGAUAUACUCUUUGACAUCUAAGCAAUUGGUUUCCAGGAGAAUGCAAACUGUCCAUAUUGCCAUGGUCUUUUGCUAUUCUAUUGGCAGCCGAGUUGAGUCACAUUUUUGUCACAAAAACGUGGUGUGGAGUGAGGCUCUGUAAUGAGAUAGGGGGUUCACAGGCUCUGGGCUUACCAGUGCAGCAGUCCAACAGUAGCGAGCAAUGUUUACAAAACAGUAAUUGGAUAAAUUGUCGUUCAGGAACUAUGAAGGCACUUUUUUUGCUAUCUGGAUUCGAUCCACGAUUUUGUGGGUUCCCAUUGUGGUGUACAACUCUCUGGUGAUGCAAGUGAAAGCCAUGCAGCUGCUCUGAUUUGUAAAGACAGCCUUGAAGCAGAAAGGUGCUGACAUACUCAGUCUACCUCCCAUACGACACUCUUGCCUCUUAAUCUUAUCUGAAAUUGUAUGGAGUGUUAGUGUUGAGCAGCUUCAAGGACAGGUGAUCCAGCUUGUAAUGUCUUCCACCACUGUUCGCCAAAGAGACUUUGCACUGCUGAGGAUGCUUUGCACAUGGAGAGUGUUAACUCCUAAGAUGGGAGCAGUGUUUCCUACAACGCCAAAUCCCUGGGCUAUGCUAUCCAAAUAGUUCACGCAAUAUCCUCUGCAAUAGCAUUAAGUAGUGUAAUUGUGCAGAACCAUGCCACCUUCAUGCAUCCCUCAUGGUCAUUUAGGAAAUGUUCAAGCGGUUUUGAAAAUGAUGUUAAGUAAACAAAACCUUGCAGUUAGAACAAUGAGAUAUUUGUUUCGAAUUUUGCAAUUACUCACCUGAAGUGAAUCAGCCUUUUUAGUUCUUAUACCAACAGAAUCCAUCAUAAGUCCUAACGCCCACCUGCUCUUGCUCAUUGUAGACUACUUUAAGAACACCUGUACACACACCUGUAAACCCUAGAUUAAUUCGGAACACUUCCUGAAUGUCUUCUUGCCUUACCAAACAUAUUCUUUUCUUCAUACCACUCAAUUUAGGUAUUUGCUUUUGUACAAGUAUUUAAACAUAAAAUGUGUCUGAUUUCUUAUUUUGCUGUGUCUGGCCUCCAAGAUGUCUCCAUCCAUUUUCUCAUUCACUGCCCCUUUUUAAUUAGAUUACAAUAAAGUUAUUACCAAUAA